This is a messenger RNA of Pelobates fuscus (common spadefoot toad), 3517 nucleotides long. RefSeq names its product regulator of chromosome condensation 2 (gene RCC2). Gene Ontology annotation, cellular component: membrane. The transcript has 13 exons. NCBI's taxonomy places the organism in Eukaryota, Metazoa, Chordata, Amphibia, Anura, Pelobatidae. Gene Ontology annotation, biological process: negative regulation of GTPase activity. Bases 424 to 1953 code for a protein of 509 amino acids. Gene Ontology annotation, molecular function: small GTPase binding. The record is from RefSeq and is a predicted model, not a curated record.
GUUUCAUGCUCUGCCCAUCCAUGUGUUUGUGUUUGGUGCUGAGUGCUGGCUCCUGGGGUCUGUCUGUGUGUCUGUCUGUAAGGGGGUGCUGGACAGACUGACAGUCACUAGGACCCUGUGGGAGCCAGCAGCUGGCAGUGCCAGGAGUGUGCCCUGUGUAGCCCUGGCUGGGAGUGAUGGGUGUGUCAGUCCAGCUGUAUAGAAAGUGAUGGAUUAAAGGGGGGGGUGGAUAAGGGGAAGUGAAGGCGGAUCCACGUGGUGCUCACACAGACAGACAGAGAUCCUAUUGUUCCCAAUCAAUUACAGGCAGCAGCUCCCUGCUACAGGCUGACAAAGGGCCAGCCAUCUCACCCCAAUCUGGGCUCCAGGAUAACUGGGUGACUGCUCCCACAUCCUGCUCUCUCACACCUGUCUGCAGGAAUCAUGCCCAGGAAGAAGGUCACCGACGGGAACGGAGCGGCCCGGCCCGGGGGCAGGAAGAAAGCCGCGGCCUCUGGUAGGAAGAGAGACCGCGACGAGUUCAGCAGCGACGAUGACGAUCUGGACGCGAGCCCGGGGUCUGACGGCGGAUUCCAGGCCCAAAACAACAAGAGGGGCCCGGGCAAGGGGGCCAGCAAAGCCCCGGCUGCUGUGAUCGUCACCGAGCCCGAGCACACCAAGGAGAAGAUUAAACUUGAAGGCUCCAAAGCAAAGGGACAACUUCUAAUCUUUGGAGCAACCAACUGGGACUUGAUUGGACGUAAAGAAGUACCUAAACAGCAAGCUGCCUACCGUAAUCUGGGACAAAACUUGUGGGGGCCCCACCGAUAUGGCUGCCUGACUGGCAUACAGGUCCGGACUGUGGCUUCUGGCCCAUGUUCAGCGCACAGUCUCCUUAUCACCACGGAGGGCAAGCUGUGGAGCUGGGGUCGCAACGACAAAGGGCAGCUGGGACAUGGGGAUAUUAAGAGAGUGGACUCCCCGAAACCUAUUGAGAGCCUGAAAGGGGAGGUGUUUGUGCACGCGUCCUGUGGACGGAACCACACGCUGGCGCUGACAGAGAACGGAUCUGUCUACGGGUUUGGAGAAAAUAAAAUGGGCCAACUUGGUCUUGGAAACAAAACGGAUGCCGUGCCAAGUCCUGCCCAGAUCCUGUAUAACGGGCAGCCCAUCACAAAAGUGGCCUGUGGGGCCGAGUUCAGUAUGAUCAUGGACUGUAAGGGAAACCUCUAUUCCUUCGGCUGCCCAGAGUAUGGACAGUUGGGACACAACUCUGAUGGUAAAUACAUAGCACGUGCUCAGCGUAUCGAAUAUGACUGUGAGCUGAUAGCGCGCCGGAUUGCAAUAUUUAUAGAGAAGACAAAGGAUGGUCAGAUUCUGCCAGUUCCUAAUGUGGUUGUGCGAGAUGUUGCAUGUGGAAUCAAUCACACGCUUGUGUUGGACUCUCAGAAGCGCGUCUUCUCCUGGGGAUUUGGUGGUUAUGGCCGGCUAGGACAUACGGAGCAAAAGGAUGAGAUGGUGCCACGACUGGUAAAGCUGUUUGACUUCCCGGGUCGGGGUGCAUCUCAAAUAUACGCUGGUGCCACCUGUUCUUUUGCCGUCAAUGAGAUGGGUGGAUUGUUUUUCUGGGGAGCAACAAACACUUCACGUGAUUCCACUAUGUAUCCCAAAGCUGUGCAGGAUCUGUGUGGAUGGAAGGUCAGAAGCUUGGCGUGUGGGAAGAGCAGUAUUAUUGUAGCAGCCGAUGAAAGCACAAUCAGCUAUGGCCCUUCUCCAACCUACGGAGAGCUGGGCUAUGGUGACAACAAGGCCAAAUCCUCAACUACUGCGCAGGAAGUAAAGACGCUGGAUGGUGUCUACGCAGAGCAGGUUGCGAUGGGUUAUUCGCACUCGAUGGUCGUAGCACGGGACGAGACUGAGAAAGACAAAGAGAAAUUGAAAAAGCUCCCAGAGUACAACCCCCGUACCCUGUGAUGCUGAAUGAACCUCCUGCCCUGCGAGGAGACGCAAUAUUCCAACCACUCCUCUCCCACCCCUAAAUACACCUUUCAGUGCCACCUACCACUGCCUGGCAGGCAUCUCCAGUACUGAAAGGGUUAAGGCAGCUGUAUCUCGCCGAGGGUACCAGGACUUUGCUCGUUCUUACAUUCCUUCUACAUGAUCUGCAUUCUCCCAGAAACUGGCUGAAAAAUGCUUUCCUUCCUUUUUCUAAAACUUUACAGAGACUAUUGACCCAAUGUGUUUGGGGGAUUUAAAAAGGGAGCUAGGUGGGCGUCCGCUUAAAGGCCAAGAACAGGACUGCAAAAUACUGGUACCUCUCACUAUUUUAACCAGCCAUUUCCUGGUACUAUUGCGCAGCCUUUGGCUAUUGUAACAAUAAAUCAAAUCCAAGGAGCUUGUUCCCGAGUUGCGGAAAAUGCUGUGGGUAUCUCUAGGCAGCUGUCUUGUGUUUAUUUUUAUUUUUCCUUUAUAUAAUCAGCAGGCGCUUGGUCCAGCCUCGGCAUUCCCAAAUCUUUUCAGUUGGACAGAAUCGGUGCCUUGUGAAUGAGCAUAGAUUGACUCUUCAUUCCAGCACUUCUGGUGCCUUGUUAACCUCCCAUUCCCACCAGUUUGUUUCAUAGUGUUCUUGUUAAAGGUGUCCAGCUGUUGUCUCACUGUCUUGUGAUGGAGUGCAACUCUCAUUAUGCUCAGCCAAUUUGCUGGUAGUGGGAUUUGCAGACCAUUGAACAGCAGGUAAAGUUGCAUCGGGCACUAAUUUUCUGUUAUGUUGUGUUAGAAUUUAGAAAAGAAUGAGGAGAUAAAGUCUUUAUAGAAACUGCUAUUGUGUAUUGUUUAUCCUCCAUUAAAAAUGUCCCUAGCCCAGUAAGCGUGCCAGGGAUCUGGGUAUGAAGAAUCUGUCCUUAUCCACAGCUUAACUUCACAGGUAAAGGCAGCCACUCAGUACGGAGCUUAUUACUGCUUGAUUUAAGAGCAGGAAUCUGCCAAUAGCCAUUAUUUUUGUGCAUUAAUAUCCACUGCUGUCCCAAAACUUGGGGGGGGGGGGGGGGGGGAGGGGGGAGAGGCGGCUCAGAAUUAGUUUGAAACCAUAUUGAGCCUGGUUGUAUGGGUCAUCCUAUGGUGAACUGGUUCCUGAGCCACGUUUGCCACAGAUUACCUGCUCCAUGGCCUUAAAUGUUAAUAUGCAGCCACUCCAAUUAUUCAUCUCCACAUCUUAAUUUGUUAAAUGUAACUUUUGUUUUUUCUCCCCACCCAGCUCUGUCACUUAGGGGAACAUGUCUGCGGUUGGGUAAAAUAACUCUAGUUCUUGAACUGCAAGUCCCAUUAGGCUUCCUUGUUUCGGGGGGGGGGGUGUAAGUAACCUGCCCACUCCUUGUGGCUCCGCAGUUAAACCAAACCGCAGCAAUGUCUUCCUAUGGUUGUCUGGAUUAAUCCGAGAGGUUUACAGGGUUUGUGGGUUACUGAUGUAUCAUUCUGUUACAAGUUUUAUAUUUCAUAUAGUUCAUUGUCUAAAUAAAGACGUCUUUGUGUAAAAACUUCA